Molecule: messenger RNA, 1088 nt
Organism: Aspergillus piperis CBS 112811
Lineage: Eukaryota; Fungi; Ascomycota; Eurotiomycetes; Eurotiales; Aspergillaceae
Product: methylenetetrahydrofolate dehydrogenase (NAD(+))
Exons: 4
Coding region: 84-1088 (334 amino acids)
Biological process (GO): purine nucleobase biosynthetic process
Cellular component (GO): cytosol
Molecular function (GO): methylenetetrahydrofolate dehydrogenase (NADP+) activity; methylenetetrahydrofolate dehydrogenase (NAD+) activity
Source: RefSeq, a predicted model, not a curated record
CCGCCAUAGCCCACCUUGAAGUAGAGAGUGUAUUCCCUCCCAUCCCAAUUGCUUCGAAUCAUUCUUCCCUCCCAUUCGCAAAGAUGGCUACCACUUCUGACUCGGUCCCGGCCUCUUGCAAGGUCAUGCUCUCCAAGCAUGUUGCCAAUCGCCUGCUUGCGGAGGUCCAGGAGGGCGUCCAUACCCUGGAGAAGCCGCCUCACUUGGUGGGAUUCCUUGCCAACAACGACCCCGCGGCGUUGAUGUAUGCCCAGAUGACGGAGAAGACGUGUCAGGAAAAUGGCUUCCGCUACUCCCUCCGUGAAGUUGCCCGCGAUGAUCUCGAGCAAGCCAUCCUCGCUGCCAACGCCGACUCCGAUGUCAACGGCAUCAUCGUAUACUACCCCAUCUUCAACAACCGCCAGGACCAGUACCUGCAGCAGAUCGUCGACAUAAAUAAGGAUGUAGAGGGUCUGAGCCACCGUUACAUUUUCAACAUGUACCAGAACAUUCGUUUCCUUGACCCCGAGACCAAGAGACAGAAGUGCAUCCUCCCCUGCACCCCCCUCGCUGUCAUUAAGAUCCUCGAAUACCUCAACAUCUACAACACGAUAUUGCCGUACGGUAACCGCCUCUUCGGACACACUAUCUGUGUUGUGAACCGCUCUGAGGUGGUUGGUCGCCCUCUCGCUGCUCUGUUGGCCAACGACGGUGCCUGCGUCUACAGUGUCGAUAUCACCGGCGUUCAGAAGUUCACCCGUGGUGAGGGUCUGAAGAAGGGCAGACACGAGGUUGUCGACCUGGAGGGUAAGACCCUGAAGGAUGUGGCACCUCUGUGUGAUGUUGUCAUUUCCGGUGUUCCUGGAGAGAAGUACAAGUUCGAUACCAGCCUUCUGAGAGAGGGUGCUGUGUGUGUCAACUUCUCCAGCGAGAAGAACUUUGGACCUGAGGUCAAGGAGAAGGCCUCCAUCUUCGUUCCUUCCAUUGGAAAGGUCACCAUUGUCGUCCUGAUGCGCAACUUGCUGAGACUCAUCCAGAACAGCCGUAUGGAUGACGUGAAGCCCGCUGAAGCUACCGAGCGUCCGGGAACCCUGGAAGCCGCUAACUAA